GACGAUUGACUUGCGUCAAAAAUAGAUAAAUCGUGGUGUUCUCGAAGCUUCUGCAGAGUAAUCGAAGUGCUUCGAUUGUAGCACCCUGGUUUGGUUCGAAGCUAAACAUUGCAACGUGUUAUGGCCUUCAAUUAGUUAUAACUUAGUUUCAACGUCUUUUAUCUAAGAGAAUGGCAGUUACGCUGGCAAAAGUAUUGGAAACUGCUCAGGGCAGCGUGAAUGAAACUUUAAAGGAGCUGACAGAAGCUCCACUUGAAGAAGAAGAUGAAGGUUUAGCUACCCCUGAAAACUUCUGGCAAGAGUUAGGAAAUGCUACUCAAAAAAUCGCUAGUGAAGUUGCAAAGUUGACGCUUGUGCUAACUCAGCCUCCCAAGCCAACUGUCAGUAUUGCUCAAAAUAUAGUCAAUGGUGUUGAGGCUGCCUGGACAACUUUAUUGUCGUCCUCUCGCAGAUCUCCUCCCAAAGGAGCACUUCUUCGCAAGGAGUUGCGAAAUGCUGUGCUGCGCAUUGGAGAAGCACUGGCAACCCUUCUGAAGGCUCUUAAAGAAGCUGAAAAUGGAUCUGAACUUCAAAUGACAGGACGUGUAUGGGAAGCAUGCACAGCUAUGGAAAAGGUACCAAGAGAUAACUUAGCUGCUACACGUUCUCUCCUAGCUAAAGAAGAAUUACUACUUACAGAUGCACUUCAAGAAAUUGAGGAAGAGCUUAAGUGUUCACGGCUUUCUGAGAAUGAUGAUGUAGAUAAUUCAGCCAACUGGACUAAUCAAGAAAAAGAGCUUUUAAAUCCUUGCGUUGGCCUUGUACGCACAGCUCGAGCAUCAAUUAAGAAGGUUGGAGAAGCAGUUCGUCUGAAAGGCCAUUGUAGGGACUCUACUGGAGCGGAGCAACUUGAUAGAUUGGCUGUUGCUGCAGAAAAAUUGAGCCCAGCUGUGGACACUUUUGUAGCUUCCAUCUAUCCUCCCAUGAACAAAUGUUCUGUCAGCUCAACUGCACUAGCAGUUGUUACAGUUGUGCGAGAGUUCUUGGAGCUGGCUCGACAAUGUGAUGUUACUGGGGAGAGCGACAGUGAGUGGCUCAGUUUUCUCUUACGAGCAGUUGAUCACAACAAUAACAAAGUUCAACCUCUUCUGUCUCCUGACUGAUUUAUCAUGUUAAAUUAAGUCCAUAAGUUAAAUUGUUGCCAUGUUGUCUUCCAGUUAGCUUCUGAAUUGAAUGUUAUUUUCUAAUGUAUGUGUUGGGCUGGCCUCUAGUUAGGUUUUUCAUUGCAUUUUGUUAUUGAAGAAGAAGUUAAUACAAUUUGUUUCAAUUCCUUCUCUAGUUUUUAUUGUAAUUAUUAUACUUAAUAUGGUCAAUUCAAGACUUAACUAAUCACAUUUCAGGACGGACUCGUUCGUAAACAAAAAAUACUUGCUAUACAAAGUAUGGGUAUUGUUUUUGCAAACAACUUAAAAAUGGCAGUUGUCACUUGAAAUGUGACAUUGAUGUGAACUAUAUACAAAUUAAAAUUGUUGCAAAUGAUA
Thrips palmi is the source of this 1520-nucleotide messenger RNA. Its product is annotated as cyclin-D1-binding protein 1 homolog. The record is from RefSeq and is a predicted model, not a curated record. NCBI's taxonomy places the organism in Eukaryota, Metazoa, Arthropoda, Insecta, Thysanoptera, Thripidae. The transcript is spliced from 7 exons. The coding region runs from base 171 to 1142 and encodes 323 amino acids. Gene Ontology annotation, cellular component: nucleus. Gene Ontology annotation, biological process: regulation of cell cycle.